CUGGAGGAGGAACUAUUGACACUUUUCAUUUUCCUAGGUCCUGGAGUAUUGAAAAAUGCGACUAUCAGUCCAAUAAUGAUGCCGAUGUUGAAGAUUACAGUUCACAGAAUGUCUGAGGCUGGAGAGGUCACGAGGAAAGUAUUCCCUAUCCUGACCGCCCAUAAAACAAUACCAAAGGAGAAACAUAUUGACUUUAGAAAUAAGAAAACUGUUUUAUAUGCUGUCGGAUUCUUGGACAGCUCAGUAUAUCCUCAGAGCCAAGCGGUUGGAACAGCUUACUCUAAACGUGGCUAUAACGUUCUGAUUACAGAGACGAUUGCAUUUCUGACGUAUAUCUACCCAAAAUCAGUUCGAUUGACGCGUACCGUUGGCAAGAAGGUUGGUGAAUUUUUAGUAAAAUUAACUGAAUACGGUUUAACGGCUGACAAUCUAGAACUCGUCGGCGCUAGUCUCGGAGCACACGUGGUUGCCCAUGCUGCUAAAUAUUUUUACGCUGCAACCGGUAAAAAACCAGCAAGACUAACUGGUUUAGAUCCGGCUGGGCCAUGCUAUAGAGCGUUACCACCACCAGAACGACUUGAUAGAUCCGAUGCCCAACGAGUUGAUGUGAUCCAUUCCAACAUAGACGGCUUCGGUAUCGCAGAACCUCUUGGUCAUAUAGAUUUCUAUGCCAAUGGUGGGGAAUUUCAACCGAGUGACAUACCCUAUAUUCCAUGCCUUGUCAUCUGUAGCCAUGUCCGCGCUAUCAUAUAUUGGUGGCAAGCUAUUGAACAUCCUAAGAAAUUUAUUGGAGUAAAAUGUGAUAACGUUCAAGAAGCUAGACUAGCAAGAUGCUACAAUAAUACGCAGAUCAAUUAUCUUGGUCUCUCAGCAGAUUUUUCAAGAACUGGAAUAUAUUAUUUGCCAACCAACAAUGAAUUUCCGUACUUCAGAGGAAAAGAAGGGCUGAAGGCUGAAAACGAAAUCUACAAAUCUACUAUAAGAAAGAUUAAUUCUGAUGAUAUGUUUGUUGUAAUAACCAGUAGUAGUUUUUAUUGCUCUGAUGUAGAGUAA
Molecule: messenger RNA, 1053 nt
Organism: Danaus chrysippus (African queen)
Lineage: Eukaryota; Metazoa; Arthropoda; Insecta; Lepidoptera; Nymphalidae
Source: the annotation of a GenBank genome assembly